Poeciliopsis prolifica (blackstripe livebearer) is the source of this 1503-nucleotide messenger RNA. It is a transcript of the gene mthfd2l, whose product is annotated as methylenetetrahydrofolate dehydrogenase (NADP+ dependent) 2 like. Gene Ontology annotation, biological process: tetrahydrofolate interconversion. Gene Ontology annotation, molecular function: methylenetetrahydrofolate dehydrogenase (NAD+) activity; methylenetetrahydrofolate dehydrogenase (NADP+) activity; methenyltetrahydrofolate cyclohydrolase activity. Lineage: Eukaryota; Metazoa; Chordata; Actinopteri; Cyprinodontiformes; Poeciliidae. Gene Ontology annotation, cellular component: mitochondrion. The record is from RefSeq and is a predicted model, not a curated record. The transcript has 8 exons. Bases 34 to 1158 code for a protein of 374 amino acids.
UCUUACUAAAAAUCAAAACAUACAUAGAACAUAAUGUUUCAAGUAGAACCUGCAUCACCCGUCCCCUUUUGUGCACGCACGUACACACGCACGACGUACACACGCACAAAUAUGGCGGCUUCUAUUUCACCUCUACGCUCCUCCUUCAGGAUCUGCUCACCGUUAACUGCACACUUUCACUGCUGCCGUGCCAAACUGCGGAUGCACAGAAAGUACGAGAGUCAACGGAGGCAUCUGUACCACUCUGUGAGAAGGCACAGUGCUGUGGUGAUCUCAGGAACAGAGUUGGCCCGUCAGAUUCACAGAGAAAUCCAGCGAGAUGUGGAAGAGCUCGUCGCUCAUGGCGACAUGAGACCCCACCUUGGCGUAAUCUUAGUCGGAGAUGACCCAGCCAGUCAUACCUAUGUUAAGAACAAGACCCGGGCAGCCACCAUCCUGGGUAUUUCCAGUGACACAGUGGUUCGGCCCAGCUCAGUUUCCCAGGAGGAGUUGCUGGGGCUGAUCGAUAAGAUGAACCGUGACUGGAGGGUGAGCGGUCUCCUGGUGCAGCUGCCACUUCCAGAGCACAUCAACGAGCGAGCAGUGUGUAAUGCAAUUGCUCCAGAGAAGGAUGUUGAUGGUUUCCAUAUUGUGAAUAUUGGAAAGUUGUGCCUGGACCAGAGAUCGAUGGUACCUGCAACGCCAGCAGCUGUCUGGGAGAUCAUCAAAAGAGCAGGAAUUGAGACAGUGGGAAAGAAUGUCUUGGUUGCUGGUCGCUCCAAAAAUGUUGGAAUGCCCAUUGCUAUGUUGCUGCAUACUGAUCGCAACCAUGAACGCCCUGGAGGUGAUGCCACAGUGACGAUCGCUCACAGAUGUACACCAAGGGAUCAGCUGAAAAAACUUACUGUGCUGGCUGACAUCAUCAUUGCAGCGGCAGGUGUCCCAGGUCUGAUCACAGCAGACAUGGUGAAAAAGGGUGCGGCAGUUAUUGACGUCGGCAUAAAUCGCAUCCUGGACCAGAACACAGGGAAAGUCCGGCUCAUCGGGGAUGUGGAUUUUGAAGGAGUGAAGGAGAAAGCAGGUUUCAUAACACCUGUUCCUGGAGGUGUGGGUCCAAUGACUGUUGCCAUGCUCAUGAAAAACACUGUGACUGCUGCCAGAAAUGCACUGAUGCAUUAAAAAUAGCAUACACCCUUCAUUUUAGUUUGCAUUGCAGAGAGGUAACAGCAUAUGGACAUGCAAUAACCUGCAUACAUUUCAGUACGCACUCAAAAACAAACCCUUCUGCUGAACAAUUACACACUUUUAUUUCAACAGUUUUGACCUCAAGAUUUCGUACUUGCCUGGAAACCUACUUGAUAUGUACCAUGUUUACGUCCAUAUUUAUUGUUUAUUUUAUUGCUGUAAUUCAGAUUUUGCUUUUGUACAUGUUAGAUUAAUAUUUUUUCUACUGCAGUAUUUUGAUUUAUUGAAUAUGCUUGAAAUUAACAAGAAAGAAGUCAUAAUAAAAGUGGGUUUCAGUCA